Molecule: messenger RNA, 6852 nt
Organism: Condylura cristata (star-nosed mole)
Lineage: Eukaryota; Metazoa; Chordata; Mammalia; Eulipotyphla; Talpidae
Gene: MLLT6
Product: myeloid/lymphoid or mixed-lineage leukemia (trithorax homolog, Drosophila); translocated to, 6
Exons: 20
Coding region: 29-3307 (1092 amino acids)
Biological process (GO): regulation of transcription by RNA polymerase II
Cellular component (GO): nucleus
Molecular function (GO): histone binding; nucleosome binding
Source: RefSeq, a predicted model, not a curated record
CCCAGCCCCGGAGGGAGCUCAUGGGAGUAUGAAGGAGAUGGUAGGAGGCUGCUGCGUAUGUUCGGACGAGAGGGGCUGGGCCGAGAACCCGCUGGUCUACUGUGAUGGGCACGCGUGCAGCGUGGCUGUCCACCAAGCUUGCUAUGGCAUCGUCCAGGUGCCCACAGGACCCUGGUUCUGCCGGAAAUGUGAAUCUCAGGAACGAGCAGCCAGGGUGAGGUGUGAGCUGUGCCCACACAAAGAUGGGGCAUUGAAGAGGACUGACAAUGGAGGCUGGGCCCACGUGGUGUGUGCCCUCUACAUCCCCGAGGUGCAGUUUGCCAACGUGCUCACCAUGGAGCCCAUCGUGCUGCAGUACGUGCCUCAUGAUCGCUUCAACAAGACGUGCUACAUCUGCGAGGAGCAGGGCCGGGAGAGCAAGGCCGCCUCGGGGGCCUGCAUGACCUGUAACCGCCAUGGAUGUCGGCAAGCUUUCCACGUCACCUGUGCCCAAAUGGCAGGCCUGCUGUGCGAGGAAGAGGUGCUGGAGGUGGACAACGUCAAGUACUGUGGCUACUGUAAAUACCACUUCAGCAAGAUGAAGACGUCCCGGCACACCAGCGGGGGAGGUGGAGGAGCAGGAGCAGGCACGGGGGGCAGUGGCGGCAGCUUCAUCGCCGACCGGAGAAGCCGGUCAGCUUCACCUUCCACCCAGCAGGAGAAGCACCCUUCCCACCACGAGAGGGGCCAGAAGAAGAGUCGAAAGGACAAAGAACGCCUUAAACAGAAGCACAAGAAGCGGCCUGAGUCACCCCCCAGCAUCCUCACCCCUCCUGUGGUCCCCACUGCUGACAAGGUCUCAUCCUCGGCUUCCUCCUCCUCCCACCAUGAGGCCAGCACUCAGGAGACCUCUGAGAGCAGCAGGGACACGAAGGGGAAAAAGUCUUCCAGCCAUAGCUUGAGUCACAAGGGGAAGAAACUGAGCAGUGGGAAAGGUGUGAGCAGUUUCACCUCCACCUCCUCUUCCUCCUCCUCUUCCUCCUCCUCCUCCUCCGGGGGGCCCUUCCAGCCUGCAGUUCCAUCCUUGCAGAGCUCCCCCGACUUCUCUGCAUUCCCCAAGCUGGAGCAGCCAGAGGAGGACAAGUACUUCAAGCCCGCGGCCCCAGCCCCUUCAGCCCCUGCCUCUCCCUCAGCCCCUGAGCCCCCCAAGGCCGAUCUCUUUGAGCAGAAAGUGGUCUUCUCUGGCUUCGGGCCCAUCAUGCGCUUCUCCACCACCACCUCCAGCUCUGGCCGGGCCCGGGCCCCCUCCCCUGGGGACUACAAGUCUCCCCACAUCUCUGGGUCUGGGGCCUCAGCAGGCACUCACAAGCGGAUGCCCACACUGAGCGCUGCCCCUGUACCUUCGGAGGAGACACCCGAGGCAGGCCUGAAGGAGAAGAAGCACAGAGCCAGCAAGAGAAGUCGACAUGGGCCAGGCCGUCCCAAGGGCAGCCGGAACAAGGAGGGCGCUGGGGGCCCAGCUGCUCCCUCCCUGCCUGGUGCCCAGCUGGCUGGCUUUACAGCCACUGCUGCUUCACCCUUCUCCGGAGGUUCCCUCGUCAGCUCUGGCCUGGGUGGUCUGGCCUCCCGCACCUUUGGGCCCGCAGGGAGCCUGCCCAGCCUGAGCUUGGAGUCCCCUCUGCUAGGGGCAGGCAUCUACACCAGUAAUAAGGACCCCAUCUCUCAUGGUGGUGGAAUGCUGCGGGCUGUCUGCAGCACCCCACUCUCCUCCAGCCUGCUGGGGCCUCCAGGGACCUCAGCCCUGCCUCGCCUCAGCCGCUCUCCAUUCACCAGCACCCUCCCCUCCUCCUCCUCCUCGGCUUCUAUUUCCACCACUCAGGUGUUUUCUUUGGCUGGCUCCACCUUUAGCCUCCCUUCUACCCACGUCUUUGGAACCCCCGUGGGUGCUGUUAACCCUCUCCUCACCCAAGCUGAGAGCAGCCACACAGAGCCAGACCUGGAGGACUGCAGCUUCCGGUGUCGGGGAACCUCCCCCCAGGAGAGUCUGUCUUCCAUGUCCCCCAUCAGCAGCCUCCCAGCACUCUUUGACCAGACGACAUCUGCACCCUGUGGGGGCAGCCAGGUAGACCCAGCUGCCCCAGGAACCACUAACAUGGAGCAGCUGCUGGAGAAGCAGGGCGACGGCGAGGCUGGAGUCAACAUCGUGGAGAUGCUGAAGGCUCUGCACGCGCUGCAGAAGGAAAACCAGCGGCUUCAGGAGCAGAUCUUGAGCCUGACGGCCAAGAAGGAGCGACUGCAGAUUCUCAACGUGCAGCUCUCGGUCCCCUUCCCUGCCCUGUCUGCCGCCAUGCCUGCCGCCAACGGCCCCGCCCCUGGGCUCUACGGCCUGCCUCCGCAAGCCGGCAGCAGCGAUUCCUUGAGCACCAGCAAGAGCCCACCCGGGAAGAACAGUCUUGGUUUGGACAACUCGCUGUCCACGUCUUCCGAGGACCCACACUCAGGCUGCCCGAGUCGCAGCAGCUCGUCGCUGUCCUUCCACAGCACGCCCCCACCGCUGCCCCUGCUCCAGCAGAGCCCAGCCACUCUGCCCCUGGCCCUGCCUGGGGCCCCUGCCCCGCUCCCGCCCCAGCCACAGAAUGGGUUGGGCCGGGCACCCGGGGCAGCGGGACUGGGGACUAUGCCCAUGGCUGAUGGGCUUUUGGGGGGGCUGGCUGGCAGCGGGGCCCUGCCCCUUAAUGGGCUCCUGGGGGGGUUGAAUGGGGCUGCCGCCCCCAACCCUGCGGGCUUGAGCCAGGCUGGCGGGGCCCCUACGCUGCAGCUGCCAGGUUGUCUCAACAGCCUAACGGAGCAGCAGAGACACCUCCUGCAACAACAAGAGCAGCAGCUCCAGCAGCUCCAGCAGCUCCUGGCCUCUCCACAGCUGACCCCGGAGCACCGGACGGUUGUCUACCACAUGAUCCAGCAGAUCCAGCAGAAGCGGGAGCUACAGCGGCUGCAGAUGGCCGGGGGCUCCCAGCUGCCUGUGGCCAGCCUGCUGGCAGGAAGCUCCACCCCGCUGCUGUCCGCGGGCACCCCUGGCCUGCUGCCCACAGCAUCUGCCCCACCCCUGCUGCCCGCCGGAGCCCUGGUAACUCCUGCGCUCGGCAACAACACAAGUCUCAUGGCCGCAGCAGCUGCGGCCGCAGCAGUAGCAGCAGCCAGCGGACCUCCAGUCCUCACUGCCCAGACCAACCCCUUCCUCAGCCUGUCGGGGGCAGACAGCAGUGGCAGUGGCCCCAAAGGAGGGACCGCUGACAAAGGAGCCUCAGUCAACCAGGAAAAAGGCUAAUCCACCCACACCCCUCCUGACCCCUAGGUGGAGGGGGUAGUCCUGGCCUGAGGGGUCCCAGUCUGAAGCGGACACCCUGUGCUCAGGCACUGGAGAGCCGGCCCCAAGUGUGUGCCGUGGUCUAGGGAGUGUGGGGCACUCUUGGUGCCCAGGACUGAGACCCAGAGGGGAGCCCUUCUGUCUGGCCCCCAUCCCCCUCUGCACUGACCCCUUUGUGAGGGGCUCAGAGGGAGGACAGGCUCCCAGGCUGCCUAGGAGUGCCCAAGCUCAGCAAAUGUUCUGUGGUCCCCAGAGAGCAGAGUGGGCAUGGCGUAAGUGGGGGUUGUUGAGCCCGCCACGAACGGACCAGCAGUUGAGUGGGAAGAAGGGGAGGGAGGGGCCCUGGGCCUCCCCUUGCCGGUCAUCUUCUGUGGAAGUAGGGGCAGCCUGACCGUGCCUGUGGCUUCUUCCCAACGUAGACAGCAGGCAGGAAGGAUCCUCGGACUGUUUCUCACUGGUCCCCUUCCCCUCCCCCAACAGGGGUCUCGAGCUGAGCUCGUAGAAACCCUGAGGGGGCUGAGGAAGGGGCAGGCUGGCAAGGCUCCCCACCUCCGGGCUGGCGCCCUGCCCCUCGUUUGCACUAUUGGAUUAGGAGUGCCAGGGUGGGAGAUGGAGCUGCCCGACUCAGUGAGUGUGCGUGUGUGCAUGUGCGAGAGUGUGGCCGGCCUGGGCGGCGGGCAGGGCAGGGAGGGGGCAGUGCUCAGACAAGGCCUCGGAGGGGCUCCCAGCACUUGUUGGCACCUCCCCACCUCACCAACUUUGGUCCCUUUCUGGGGCAUAAAUGGUUAACAAAAACCAGACAGUACUCCAAUAUUGGAGAGUAAGCGGGGCUGGGAGCUUUGAAUCAGGGUAAUAUCCUGCCUUUCCCCCCCAGACCCACGUAGUCUCAUGCCCUCUCAGGGCACCCCUCCUCGCUGGUAGCUGGUAGUGGGCUCUGCUUCCCUGUCACCAGGGGAGCCCCAGGGACUGAGGGAGGAGGUGGGGGCAAAGUGCUACUUCCUUUAGUGAACACCUCCCUCCCUGGACUAGCCAGCCCCUCCCCAGCCUCCCCUCACCGGCCUAGGGAAAGAGCUUAAGCUGACCUAACAGCUGUUGCUUCACCCACCAGCUAGUUCCUUGGGUGCAGUGGGCCGCUGUCACCUUGAAGAGGCCCGUCUGCCCAGGGCCUUUGGGGGCCAGGGCAGGGUGGGCCACCGGCCAGGCGAGAGCAGGCCUGCUGUGUGCUGCAGUUGCACUGGGGUGGGAGCAGGGAGACGAGGCUCCGCUUUCCCUGACGCUCAUGUCUUGUCAGUCUCUUUGCAUGUGUGGAGUUUUUUGUGUGUUUCUGUUUGGGUUUUUGUUGUUGGUGGUUUUUUUUUUUUUUAAUAAAGAAAAGAAGAUGUGUAUAUUUUUGGCAACAACAGAAACGUAGUGCAGAUAUAUUUUUGCCUGUGCUGCUCAACUGGUUUUUUUCUGAUACUGAAAAUAAUAUUAAUAAUCCUGUUGAUAAGACUUUGUAAGAUGUUAGGGAGCUGAUAAUGGAGGGGGCGGGAAUCCUUCAGAGGCAAUUUCUUAGGCACUUGCAAGGGCUUGGGGGAGGGGGGAGCAGUUGUGAUGACCUCAGAAAUACUCACUUUUUAUUAAUGCUAAAUAUCAGUUAGAAUGAAAUGAUAGAAUUCAGCAUCUUAUGCAUCUUCAUCUAUUAAGCUCUCUAACUCCCUGCCCCCAAACCACUGAAAAGAAAAGAACCCUCAGAGAUGUUUAGAAGAGCUGCCCAUUCACACCCACGCCACUUAGCGCUCAAGUCCACUUCUGUUCUGCAUGGUGAGGGGGGCCCCACCCCGGGGCUGCGGAGAGGCCCGCAGCGGUCAGUGCGCUGGAACCGAGACUCCCGCCCCAGUCUCCAGAGUCCCGGGUUCUCAUCACCAAGUCUGUGUUCUCCCCACCAAGUCUGUGUUCUCCCCCGUUCCCAGACUGGGGUGCAGUGGCGGGUAGUCAGGUGAGAUUUGAAGGACCCAGGCUGGGGAAGACGGGGCUGUCUCUCCAGUGAGGGGCGGAGGGUGAGGGCGCUGGGUGGUGGCGGCAUUUCCUUUCAAAGGAGUUUUAUCUUGGGAAUAUGGGGAGAUGCUGGGGAGGGGCAGGAUCUCCGUGCAGGUCAGGGGUGGCCCUCUGCCCUCUGCCCGCCCAGCGGUGUCUUUCCAGGAUGUAUCUGGAAGGGGAGGGGAUGCAGAUUUGCAGAUCUUUCCGUCUAAGGGGAGGGGAAGGAUGUGGGUUUGGGGCGGAAGUGGAGUGUGAAAAGUGCGUGUGGAGCUCUGUGUGCACUCAGGGAGGAGCUGCUGUCCUGCCUUGCGGUCACAGUGUGACUGUCCGCUGGAAGGGACCUGUUUUUAGACAUUGUGUAGGCCAGCUCCUCCAUUCACAGGUGGUACCUAACUCCAAGCCGGGGGCAGAGUCUUGACCAGCCCUCAGGACCCUGCCCUCCUGGUCUCUGGCUCUCAGCCCACCUGAGACACCCCUCACUAGCACACCCCCACCCCCACCCCCUGGCUGGCUGUCCCUGGGUAUGCGAUUGUGGUGUGAGUGCAGGGCUCACCCGCAGGAUAUCUGUAGCCCUGGCUAGUAGCGCUCUGCGGAUCCUUCCAGAGACAAUGACACUUUCAAGGUUGCUUUUUUUUUUUUUUAGUUUUACCUAUUUGUGUAAGUUUUCCCCUCAGGCUCCUGGGUCUCCUGCUGCCUCCAGGCCUCCUUAUAUUAAAGCUGAGGCGAGGACCCCUGCCCACUCCUGUACUGAGUUCUGGGGAAGUACUCCAAGGAAAGACUAGAAAGGGGAGCCAGAGUCAGGGGCCAGUUUUGAGAAGGUAACGCCACAUUUGCCUUCUGCUGAACUGGGAAUGCAGGAUUCCAAAGAGAGGUUCCCUUGGCCACCCAGCCUGUCUCGGUGAACCCUGGACCAGGGUUAGAGCAGCAGCUUGCUCCCAGUUGACCCAACUCACUUCCCUGGGGAGAGGUAUCUGGAGGCAUUAAGGUCACUUCACCUGGGCAUUCGGGGGAUGGCGGAGUACAGUAUUUCCCAGCCUCCCUCCGUCACAUCAAUCCAGAUUCAAAGCCGGUCUGGCUCCUACCCACUUGGACUUGAUCUACUGAAAAGUGGGGUCUGAGGGGUGCUUUCAUUGCCCUUUGUUCACUUUCUACAGCCCAACUUGGGACUUCCAUGUUGGACUGGAGACCCAAACUGACUCACUGACAUCCACCCCACCCUUCUCAAUGUAGCAGACCCUUCCCCGGGGAGCAGGGAGGGGAAGCCACAGUUUGCAAACCCAGGGGCUCCUUUUUCAUUAUUUCUAAAACCUUUAUAUCCUCAGCCCAAAAGGCAAGCCCCCCCCACCCCUGCGCCCAAGCCUGGAAUUGUGCAUCACCGGGAUCUUGUAUCUUUGUAUAACGGAUGUUAUUUGUACGAAGGGCAGUUCGUAAACAGCACUUGUUCUUUUAAUAAAAGAAUGUUUUACAAAAAAAAUAAUAAUAAUCCA